UACUCUUUCUACGUGAAGACUAAAAAGGUUUAAGGAUUAGCUGUAGAAGCCCGUAUGUCACUAAUCCCGAUAGCUUGUGUUGUUGUUAUUAACCAGUUUAAUCGUUCAUUUUAGUCGUUGGACGAAUUAAUUAAGCAAGCAGACUACCUUGCAUAUUAUUUUUGUUUCUCGUUUGGAAGAAAAUACUCAAGUGUUCUAUUAAGGUUUUUUACCUUUCCGAUGUCUUAAGGUACACUUUUGAUAACAACUAUGUCUGAUGGUUAUUACCAGAGUGCUGCCCCGAGAACCGCACGAAAAAAAGAUUACUUCUGUCCUGUGUGGUCUUAUCAUAUUGGUGUGCAGGGAGAAAUUUUUUUCGUGGAAGCAGCUAAAAAACAUGGACACUACAGUGAAAAUAUACAACCAGCCUCCAACUCUUCUAUUAAUGUCAGUAAAUCUAAACUUUCUCACAGCCAAGAUAACAACUCUGACAGUCAAAGCCAAAACCUGUCCAGUUACUCAGAAAGUAUUAACACUUCAAAAUUUGAAACUGACAAAAGUAAAAACCAAAGUGAAGUCUUCUUGUUGCCGGUACCUUGUGAGAAGAACUCUAGCGAACUCACUGAUGUUGAAUAUUUUGAGAAGCUCUUCGGAAUUGUACUCUGCAGCUAUAAUGUCAAGUCAACUCUUGUGGAGAAUACUGAUGGCGAUGAAAAGUAUAGGGACAAGAAAAGGUUGAUAGUACAGAAAGUAAUAAUUGGAAGCCAAGCACAGAGGUCACAUAAGAUACAUAAAGGUGAUAUGUUGCUAGCAAUUGAUGACAGAGAAGUCUCUUGGAGUAAAUUAGGAACAACCUUGAAGAGUCUCAAGAAACAAGUUCCAAUUAAACUCACUUUUCAAAAUCCUGUUGUUGUUGGAUCUACAAAUCACAACUCUGUUGGUGGAAUGCGGUUACCAUUUUGUGAAAAUGUCAUGCUGGCUGCUAGUGGCGAAGAUUUCUCAUCAUUGGUAGAGCUGCUUGACAUGUACAAAUGCAAACUCUUAUGUCUUUCGCUGGACAUUGUUCAAAGUGAUUUAGAUUUUGGUCAGGAGAUCAUAUAUGAGUUUCCAUUCCAUAAUGAUAAAGUCAGUCAUGUGAGAGGAAUGUUCAUCACCCUGAAUAAAGUACUAGAAGAAAUUGUUCAAAGCCAAACACAGUGUUCAAACUUGGUGUACCAUCAUCAGUUGAUCAACGUAUCAUAUUACAAAGACGACAACAGUACCCUUUUGUUAGUGCUGCCAACAGAUUUAUUUCCAGAAUAUGUUACAAGUUUUGUAUUGAAGAAUUUGGUCCACGUAUUAGCUUUGCUUUUUGGAAAUCCAAUCAGACCUUUCAAAGACCCUCAACUUCAUCUACAGUUAAACCAGAUUCUAGCACUUCUCUUCUACGGUUUGGCACCGAUUCUUCAUGGAAAAUCAACUAUUACUAUGACUUCAAUUACAAAUGGUUGCUUUGAAGCCCGUUGGUUGUUCUUAGAAGAAGAAAUAAAGUUGAUGUUUGAUGAAAUACUUAGCAGCUUUGAAUCUGGAGAUUUUGUUUCUCAACAAGAUCUAAUCUCUUCCAGACGACAGUUUUGUAUAACUGGAUCUUGUUUAAUAUUCAAGGGUCAUGUAAUAUGCAGUCACUUGGAAACAUCGGAUUUGCUUGACGCUUGGCUCCUAUGUCAAAGCCUUGGAUUGGUGUCUUUCAGUCAGGAACAUAAUUUCAGCGAGUUAAUUGUUUGGCAUGAAGUGUUCUUAUCGCGUCUUCAAAACGCUAAUGAAAUGCUGUUGCCUGCAGGAUACAAUCGGAAACCAGAGAAAUGUUUCAUUUUCAUUGUUGGGCAGAAACAAUCUCUAAUAUGCUGCAUAUUUGAAAGUAAAAAUAGUCAAGAAAAAGCUGUCCCCUUAUUGCCCGAUCUGCCUCUGGUAAACCAAGCUAAAACAGCCCUUCAGCAGAUGGAAAAUGUAAAUUUAUUUAAAUCCUGUGAUUCCAGAUUGCGUUCUACCAAAGACUCUCUUCUUGGAGAUCCCGAUGUAUUUCUUGUGUAUUUGGAAAGUUCUAAGGUAGCAAAGAUGGAAAAUACUGGACAUUUUGUACAACACAGUUCUCAUACUAGUUUGGGUGGUUCUGAUGACCAUGUUCGCAAUGAAGGAAAAUAUCCAGAAAUGCACCCAUUGCCUACUCCUCUAGGAAGUCAGAUGUCAGUCAAUUCCAACGAUUCUAUAGCAAGUGGAACUAACGAUAAGGGAAGAUUUAUCUCUUUUAAUGGAAUAUUUGAUAUGUCUUUCUUGAACCAGUCUUUGGGAAGUGGUUCAAAGGCUCACGUAACUCAAGGAAUUGAUAUUAGGAAAGUUAAAGAAGUAAAUAAUGUCCUGUUCCACUAUAUGUGUAUUGACAAACUGCAAGGUAUAUAUGUGGAUUCAGACAGACGAUAUAAUCGAAGUACGCUCAGCAAACAGGUUCUGGACAACUUCAAUCGCUGCUCUCUGCAAAUACAUGCUAUUUUUGAGAAGUCGAAAAAGAAAGCGUUUAAAAUACGGAUAGUCCGAAAUUUUGGCUUAAAUUCCAACAAUAGACCAUUAAAUUUGUUUAUGGGGAGAAAGAUGUCGAAAAACAUUAAUACAUCAGACAAGGGAUUAAACAAGAUUGCGGCUAGUACAAAGUUGUGGAUCUAG
Molecule: messenger RNA, 2676 nt
Organism: Octopus bimaculoides (California two-spot octopus)
Lineage: Eukaryota; Metazoa; Mollusca; Cephalopoda; Octopoda; Octopodidae
Product: protein inturned
Biological process (GO): nervous system development; cilium assembly; vesicle-mediated transport
Cellular component (GO): cilium; cytoplasm
Molecular function (GO): protein binding
Source: RefSeq, a predicted model, not a curated record